This is a messenger RNA of Anopheles arabiensis, 8384 nucleotides long. RefSeq names its product proton channel OtopLc (gene OtopLa). The coding region runs from base 778 to 3804 and encodes 1008 amino acids. The record is from RefSeq and is a predicted model, not a curated record. NCBI's taxonomy places the organism in Eukaryota, Metazoa, Arthropoda, Insecta, Diptera, Culicidae. Gene Ontology annotation, biological process: proton transmembrane transport. Gene Ontology annotation, cellular component: membrane. Gene Ontology annotation, molecular function: proton channel activity. The transcript has 11 exons.
ACUCUCAUGUCCGUGUUCCAGCGGGGAGUUUCUCCAACCUGUUUACCGUGUUGCGACAUUACCGCCCGAUUUCUCGACUUCCGCCAGAAUUGAGGUCAUAUGAUGGCCGUGCCGCAAUCGAGGGAUCCUGUCUCAAAGCCGCCCGAGACACCCGACACACCGAAGCAGGACGCACAUCCUCGGUAAUAUCGGGCGAUAUCAGUAUGUGAGGCGAUGUUGAUGCGCUGUUGCAUCGGGUUCGCUCACGUGGUAGGAUAGGCAAACCCCAUUCGCAGCUCGGGCCACCGGCAGCCAAACCUACCCCAAACGCAUACGCAAGAUACCGAUUGCGCCUGCCAGUGUGUCGGGUCUUUGCGCCUUUGCCAGUGAUAAAACCGGGGCCAUCGAAACAGAUGUGUUCCAGUGCAUUAGUACAUUAGUGGACAGUGCGUAGCUAGACAAUCUCUUAGCGUAAGACCUGAUAGGCGUAGUUCAAUAAACGUAGCUAGCCUGAAUCUCCCACGACUAAACUUUGCCGGAGGAGAAGGAGCAAGUUUACUGUGCUCCAUUUCGACCGGGCUCCGAUACCAGUACCAGUUAGUGCGUUAUCUAUUUUACUGUACUUUGUUAUUAUAAAUUGAGAAAGCACAAAUCAAAAAUCCGCCCUAGGAUGCAAAACAUCUCCAUCCCUUGACUGUGUUUUUUUUACACCCAUAUACACCGGCGCGCACCUAUCGUUCAUCAAUCAGUGGAGAAAGUACCAGCAAAUACAGCAAUCCAGCAUCCUUGCAGCACGGAAUGAUACGCUGUCCGUACAUUCAUGAAAUGCAUGAACGCCUGCUAGGACCAACGCCGAGACGACCACUACCAAUAUCAUAUCCGCCGCUCGCCAAACCGGAAGUAAUGGAUCGCGAAAGUGACUGUCUGCUGGACAGCCGCCCAGAGAGCCGCCAGAUCGUGGGCACCGUGGUGAAGCUCAAUCCGGACGGGUUCGGAGCGCACACCACCUCCACACAUCACCACCAUCAUCAUCAUGGGCAGCAGCAGCAGCAGCAACAGCAACUGCACCACCGUACGCCAUUAGUGCCUUGCAAUGGAACGGAAGAUGACGAGGUGCGCACCGGAAGGCAUCACACGCUGCGGGAGGGAGAUGGUACGAUCACGAGCACCAUCAGCGACUCGGAUGACGAUGGCAUCCAUCUGCGCACGCAUCUGCGCAAGAUCAUAGAGGGCCGCAAGCCGAAAAAUGCCAAAACGUCCCUCUUCAUCGUAACCAGUCUCGUCUACGCCAUGCUGCUAAUCGUCGUGUGCGUCGCGUACGUUAUCAGCGAUGUCACUACGCACCGUCUGCCAGUGAUCUACUACGAGGGCUUCUUUACCUAUCUGUACGGUGCGAGCAUACUGUUCCUGCUGUACGUGUUCUGCUUUCUGCUGCAAGAAAGUUCCUGCUGCAACGGCAAACCGAAACCACCGAAGGAGAAGAAACCGAAGAAGGAAAAGAAAUCGAAAAAGAACGCCGACGUGGAAGCGGGCAAGGAGGGCAAGGACGGGAAGGAAGCGGGCGCCGGUAAGGACGGUGCGGGAAAAUCGACCAAGGAGGAGCCGAAAGGCAAAGGCUCGUCCACCAAAGCUAGUUCCUAUCAGUACUCGAAAAAACAGGAAGUUUACCCGAAAAAAAAGCGUGACCAGCUGCGCGCGUCUCGUCGCGAGCAUCGUCGCGAGUCUGGCGAGGUGGCAGUUCCAGAACCGGCAACGGAACGAAUCGCUACAUCGCCCGCAAUGCCCACCACCACACCACCGGCCACCCAGUUGCAGGAAGCCGCACAACCCAACCCGGAAGCUGCCAUGUCUCCACGAUUUAAGCGCAAAACUACUCAAGAUCCAGCUCAUGGCAGUUUCUUCCUGCGCGUGGGAGCAAUCGCAUUUGGGCUUGGUACCAUGAUUUACACUGGGCUGGAGUUUGGAUCGUUCUUCGAGAUACCGUUCACCUCUCCGUGCCAUCAGAUACUGCGCGGCGUCAAUCCACUGCUGCAGAUGAUCUUCACCUUCAUGCAGAUGUACUUUAUCUUCAUGAACGCACGGCUCAACAUACAUCGCUUCAAGGUGCUGGCCCGAUUCGGGCUGAUGCAUAUCGUGGCCACCAACAUCUGCGUCUGGAUUCGCACGCUGGUGCUGGAAUCGCUCAAGGAGAUCACGGCCUACCAUCAGCGCCGCGGCCCAGAGCCGGAAGACUCGGUCAUACUGGAGAACAUCCGGCAGCACACGCUGCGCAACGCGGGCAUGGUGAUGGGGAUGGAGCUUGCCCCGGGCGGUACCGAUACCGAGUGGGAACCGAUCAGCGUCAACCUGAACGCGCAGGAGGACCUGCUCUCGCAGGACGCCUCGAGCGUCCUGUCCAAGAUUGUGCAGGGCACGGCACACACGAUUACCGAGGCGGCCACUACGCUGGUCAGUGCCGCCACGCUCACGUCCACCGCUGCCCCGACCACCACGUCCUCCUCGACGAGCACCUCGACCUCGACCACAACGACCACUACGACAACGACCGCGAGCCCGACGACGACACCGUCCUGGAUAGAGCCGAGCAGCACUGGUGCGAGCAGCACGACCACUGCCCGCGGACUGCUGGACCGAAUCCGCGACAUUGUCGCAACCGAGACGACUACCACGUACGAAACGCCCGCGAACCAUUUCGGCAGCGCGCAGCACACCCUCUCGACCAGUGCCAGCGGGGUAAACGCGACGGCUGCCACCCCCUCGACCGGAUCCUCGUUCCUGGACUCGUUCAUGGACCACGUCAACUAUCUGCAGCGCAACAGCAGCCUCGACCAGACGUACGAAAGCCUGGACGCGCUGUUCCCGUCCGCCUUCAUCGCGACCUCCACCGCUGUGUCGACCAACGCGACCGCAAUUAGCUGCGGCCGGGUGAACAUCAUGGGCACGAUCGUCCAGGACUCGGCCCCGUACCUCUACCCGUUCAUCAUCGAGUACUCGCUGAUCGGUGCCGCCGUCAUCUACGUCAUGUGGAAACAUAUUGGACGCUACCCGAAGUUCACCAAUGAGGAAGAUCUGGAGCACCGUCUGGAGGUGAUGCUGUCACGCCGCGCCGUCGUCAUGGCCCAGCAGGCACGCACUGGCCGCGUCGACUGCGUGGGCGCCUCCAAGGGACUCUUCUUCGGGCUGCUACUGCUCGUCGGCUCGCUCAUCUGUCUGAUCCUGUUCUUCGUGCUGGUGAGACAUCCGCAGCUAUCGCUACUCGCGAUCUACCUGGCGGACGUGUCGCACUGCGCACUCAUGGCACUGGCCAUCUUCGCUAUCAUAAUAGGCUUCAUUCGCGUACAAAACCUCAAGUUCCGCUGCGAGGAGCAGAGCAACCUGAACGACAUACUGCUCCGCAUCUCCGCGUUCGGACUGUUCGUGUACUCCACCUUCAGCGUGAUUGCCGGCUCGCUGAACGCGUUCGAGAGCGAGCCGAACCUGCUGGUCAUGGUAACCGGGAUCGUCGCGGUCGUGCAGGUCGUCAUACAGCUGCUGUUCAUUGCGGACGUGUCGCGCCGCCGCGUGCACCUGCCCGAGCACGACCGCAUCAAGCCCGGCCGCCAGAUUGUAACGUUCCUGCUGAUCUGCAACAUCUCCAUGUUCGCCAUCUACACGUUCGAGGCGCAGAAGGUGUUCGCCAACCCGGUGCAAUUGGACUUUUACGGCUUCAUUGCUUGGUCGCUGAUCCAGCGCGUUACCCUGCCGCUGUGCAUCUUCCACCGCUUCCACAGUGCCGUCACGCUAGCGGAGGUCUGGAAGACUACCUACAAGGCACGCCUGGAGUAAGCGCGGUUGACACAUUUGCAACCUGCUCAGCAAAUGCACAGUUUGCUGAGAUUUUUGAGAUGUUGAGAAAUGCGAAGCUAAGUGGUUCCAUGAAAUAUUUAAACAACGCAGAGAGAGAGAGAGAGGCAGAGAGUAAGGAAGAGAGAUAUAGAGAGAGAGAUGAGAAAUAUCAGCUCAGUAUAUUAAUUCAUGGUUGAAUGUUCUUUAUCAAGUACAAGCAGCAAAUCACAAGCAAGCGAUUUCUCAUCCUUCAAAAGUAAUGCAUACCCCACAAACUCCAGAUGACCACGAUUAAGCGAUAAAAUGGCGAUUAUUUGAAUAUUUGGCGAAGAAUUGUGACAGCUCUACUGACACUGCGGAAAACCUUAUACACAUGGAAGUUCUGAGGCCCGUGGAUGCAGGUGGCAACACUAAAAACAAGAAACAACAUCACGGUGAUUUGUUUGAGAAGUGUAUUUACUUCCCUCCUCAUUCCCAAGAUUUUUUACAAGAAUUUUACUUCCCUUUUUCGAAAACUACGUAAAGUAAAAAGUAAGAGUCCUCUGCGAGACAGUGGAAGCAAAUCAAUCGAACUAACUGGAGGCAGAGCGCGUUUUUAAGAAAAAGAGACGGAGCGCGCGCGUAGAGCGUACACAAAUUUAAACUGAAACUUUAUACACGAAACGAACAUGAAUUAUACACAUUUUACCGUUUUCCGCAUAACUAUGUCCCUAAAAUCCAGCGCAACCCCUCAAUCCCCAAUAACACGAUACCACGUGCUGGACUGGUUUGCUGUGUUUUUAGAUUAUUGCCCCCGCCCAACGGUGCUGCCUGCUCCGUUUGCUCCGCUAGUGCACACUGCCGUCUGCCCGGAGCGGUGAGUCACGAAGGCCCAGACCCCACGCGGCAAAGAUUUACUUACAGGCUAAGAGAAAACGCGAAGCAAAAUGCUGCUCGAAGACGACCGUUUUUCCUUCCCAGCCCGUGCCGAGUUGGCGUUUACACGGUAUGAAAGGGGGCAGUGACAGUUUUUGGACUUUUUGUUUUACUUAACUUAAGAAUUUGUGCAUGAAUAGUUCGUAUACACGAUAGCGUACCGCCAGACUACUUACACAGAUAUACAAUACGACUUUACGCGGGAUGAAGGUGGACACAAAGUAGGAGCGAAACCAAAGCAGGAGUGUAUUGCAAGCUCAAUCCAAAAUUCGGAAUCGAUCUAGUUAUGAUUAAUCGAGAUGAGAUAUUUUAUUUAUGUUGAUUUUGUUUUCUAUUUUUAACAGUAAGUUUAACGCAAAGUGUGCAAAGCGGGAGUCGAACGGUGCGAGUUAGAAAUUAUUUCUCAAUUUUCGAAACAAAAAAAAAACCGAACAAAGUGAGUGAAAAAACGCUAGCCCGUUUUGGGGACGGCUGCAUUUGGAGCGUUUUGCCAACGUUGGGAAGCUGCCAGAACAAAAAAAAACCUUCCAAAAGGAGUUCCCAAUACGACCAAAACUUCAAACGCUCCUAAAUCUGUAGGGAAUGGGUUUUUUUUUUAAUUUAUUUUUGAUACAUAUUUGUUUUAUUGCUUUCGUUGUGUUCUCUCCACAAAUGAUCCGUAUACUUUUACGAGGCAAUUUUCAAUGAAGUCGACGAACGCGAAGCCGUAAUGAAAAUUAUAAAACACAUACACAUGACACAAGACAUAUAUAUUAUAUACAUAUUAUAUAAAUAUAUAUACAGUUAUGAAACUUGAAAAUUUUAUUUACACCAAACGUGUUUGAAACAAACGCAAGGCUGGCAAGGGUCGCCUGGUGAAAAAGGGUGUUUUCUGUUCAGAGAAAUCAAACAAAUCCGAGAGCAAAUUAGCCGACUAACAGCAGCCCACUAACUUCAAUGCCAUACUAUUCCCGUCACAUGCAUGCGGUUUGAUGCGGUUUCCCCAAUCUUGCUUGAACAUCAAAACUCCGCGAGCAUCCAAACUUUCCUGAGUCACUCAUCGUUGGAUGAGAAGUUGAGCGAAAGCAAUAACCAUGUUUGAAGUUUUGGGGAGUCAAUUUUGGUUUUCGAAUGAUUUGCUCAAACAAGAGACGAGUAGCAAACGAUGCAUGUGCGAUCAUGUGUUGAGUGUUGAGCUGAAAUUUACAUUGAGGAGCGUGACUAGUUUUGUUUUUGGCAAUACCUACGUACAAGAAUUGAAACCUUGAACUGUCCAAUGUUCAAUGCAGGAAAAGAGCUAGAGCUAAGGAGGCGAUAAAUGCAAGAAUAAUGUUUAAUGUUGCUAUGUCACAGGGUGUCUGAAUGUCUACAAACAAUAAACUGAGCAUUGGGAGUCGGCCGAUUGGAUUCCUCAAGGUAGAUACGCCGUGUCCUACAAAGACCGGACGCGAUUCGAUUCCCAGUAAGAUUCCUAGCAAGAACUGGCUAUACCCUAGCCCAAGCCUGUGUUGUGUCGCUCGUGCUACGCCAAGCAGAGAUCAGCACAACUUUGAUCAUUACAGUUCAAAGUUGUAGCGCGUUUGCGAAACGUCAAUGCAAUCUUGCUCGGGUGGAACAGCUGCUCCGCGAGUGCAAACGCAUGCUUGAAUGUAAUUUUGUGUUUUGUUCUCCGAACUUGACGGCGCCAGAUGGGCCGCCAGCGCAUAAGCUAACAAUACAUGAAUGCCCACCAUGUUUUUACAAACGUAUUUGAAAUGUAUUUGAACUAUUUAAAACAAUAUUGAAGCCGCUGGAGGCUGCAGAUUGCUAGUUAGUAUCGUGUUAUGUAUCAGUAAAAGAGAAGGAAACAAAAACAGACAACAAGAUAAUUAAAGUAAAAGCAAAGUGAGUCUCGUUUUGCUCCUUUUUUUUGCUCGAAGUGAGUUUAUACAAAACGAGACAACUUAAAUAAACCAUGAAUAAAUAAGAGCACACUAAGACGAAAGGGAACUCCUCCAGUACUUUGUCCGUAGCAUCCCAACUACUUGCGAUUUUGGAGAGUGCAACGUUAGAGCCCUACAGAAAAAAAAGAAAAAAAGAAGCAAAAAUGAUGAGAUGGAAAUCGAUGUUCAAACCACAGCAUUUGGGAAAGAAGAAACCCAACAUAUACAGCAACAGCAACAAAAACAAACAAUUCAAGUAAACUGUUUUCGGAGGGACAAUGUAUGCAAUGAAAACGAAGUAGCCAGAUACACACACACAACAUAAAACAUCGAAGAAUUUAGAGAUGAGAGAGCAUAUAGAGCCGAGAUUACAGAAAAAUAAAAGGUAAAGAAAAACUACACACACACUCUCUGAUACAAACCAAAAUUUUGGACCAUUUGGAGCAAACAGUUACGAUUGUCGCUGGUAGUAGUAGUAGUUGUUUAAACAGUAGUGUCCGGGUAACUACUAGGAAUAUUUCCCAUUUUUUUCGAUCCUUUCUGACGACUAAUCUUUUGAUUUCGGUGAGUAGUUUGUUUAACGAUUUACAACAGUUGUAACCGAUUUGUAACUGUCAAGGUGCGUCUGUGCGUCGUGGUGUAGCGACGGUUAAUCAAUCAAGCAAACUCACGCACACAAGGCGAGCAUGAAGAGAAUUAUUACAUUAGGUUGUGCAUAGAUAGCUCUCGCUGAGAUUAAUGUAGCUCUUAGUAUUCAUUGUACUUUUUGUAUGACAUCAUACUAAAAUGCAGUUUUUGGAAAAUAUGCAUUUGAAGUUUUCACUAGUUUCCUGUCUCGGGGUUGUUUGUAUCUUCGAAUACUUUUGAUACUAAUAAUAUGAAGGCACAAUAUUGUUUCUUAUUAUUGUACAAGAUAGCAAUACAAUCCAUAUAAUAGUCGAUUUGUAAUGUAAAAGAAUGCGUGUAGCAUAAAACCCGUGUGUCGAUGGAGUGAAAUAGGACACUAGAUUUAGUUCUGUUUGUUUGGGGGGUAAAUUAUUAUUUUGUUUUGCAAACUCGUCCGUCGCUGCAAUAUUCUUUUUAGGGGUUUUGCAAAACUGCUGGAGCUGGAGCACAGAGAAAAUGUCUUCGAAGAUAUUACUUUCUUUUGAAACGUAAAUUAAAACAUAAAAUAAAAUUGAAAAAAGACCUUACAACCCACCCCCCUUAAGAAUAGUAAGCAAAACAAAAAUAAGAUCAAGAUGUUCAAACAACAAUCUACAGUCGAUACAGAAUAGAGCUCUGAAAGAAUUCAAACGAGACACAUCAUACGUAUUGACUACAGGCCCCACAGUAGAAUGUCUCAAGCCAGUCGUACAGUAUAUACACACACACAAACACACUAGAGAACUGCACUAUUGGAGUGAUGCACCACAUGCACACAGAGCUGUGCCGAAAUGGGGGAACACACAAGAAAACAUAACACUGCCUGCAGAGAGCGCCCGUUUCCUUCGCGCCCACAAACACACAAAUAAAACAAAACAUAAACGUAAAACAAUGUCUCCCGCCCCCCUCUCUUUUUUAUUUGUACAACUAAUAGACAGACAAACACACGCAAAGAAAUGUAUAACCAAUGUUAAAUGACGAAGGCGAUCGGUAUGAGAGAGAGAGCGUGCAAACCAUAAGAAUAAACGUUGAAACAUUGAAGCCAAACCUUCAUUCUUACUUGAUAAAUAAAUCAUAAAGCCAUUAACCGAUACUCAUACAGUAAUGUAAACGCACAAA